Messenger RNA from Anoplophora glabripennis (Asian longhorned beetle), 5584 nucleotides. Its product is annotated as ankyrin repeat and fibronectin type-III domain-containing protein 1. NCBI's taxonomy places the organism in Eukaryota, Metazoa, Arthropoda, Insecta, Coleoptera, Cerambycidae. Gene Ontology annotation, cellular component: spindle. Gene Ontology annotation, biological process: establishment of mitotic spindle orientation; signal transduction; regulation of establishment of bipolar cell polarity. Gene Ontology annotation, molecular function: protein binding. The transcript is spliced from 10 exons. The coding region runs from base 279 to 4403 and encodes 1374 amino acids. The record is from RefSeq and is a predicted model, not a curated record.
UUGGUAACCACGCGCUAGUCGGGCAGACGCGACGGUUUCAACGUAAACAUAACCAAACUUUUUCAAAUAUCGCCAACCGACUAAAUUGUUAGAAUAUUUCUGCCCUGAAAGUGGUAUGUCGUCGGGGAGCGCUCAAAACGCAUAUUAAAUAGUUGAUUCGCAUUUAUUUCAUCAGUACAAGUUGUGUUUAAGUUAGAAAAUUAGUGAAUUUAGCCGAAAAUUAUACAUACAACUGUUUUAAAUGCCAGUGCAAAUGCCUGCUUCAGUAGAAAGCUGUGAUGGGUAAGACUAAAAGUACCAAAGAAGUGAGAACCAUGGCUGAUGUUUUAACAGAAAGAAGAAAACCCACCCACCACCUGAAAAGGUCCAAAUCCGUACGUGCUUCCCUUCGUUUCAUAGGAACAAAGUUCCUGACGAACCACAAAAACAACAAUGAAGACCCGUUACAGAAAUCGCCCUCCAUGUCCAGCCUACACGACUACAAGUUUUUCAACGGCGAAGACAGGCACCAGUUUUCUAUCCUUCCCGAGUUCUAUAUCAAGGAACCCGUGGAGACCAUCCUGAAAACCCCGAUGGUGAAGCUGGAAGCGAAGCCCAAGAUGAGGAAAAGCGAGAAAAUCAAAGUCAGCACCCCUCCGCCCGUCAUAGCGCCUAAGGCUGCCCAAAUUCUGCAGAUCCCGAUCAAGGAAAACUGCGAACCUUUAAGUUUGAUCUCUGAAAAUGAACUCAUUGGCGACAGUAACGGUUUUGUGUGCCAAAAUGGUUUGCAGUGUCGCGGCAAGAACUACGACGAGUUUAAUUUUGAUUAUAGACACAGCGGGUUCCAAAGGACUUCGCUUAGGCUGUCGAUGAUAGGGGCCACGAAGAGGAAGAUUAGUGUGAGGAAUUCUACCUAUUUGGAAUGUCAAAAACUACCGACGCUUCCGGGCGAUCUCGAAAUGGAGGUGGCCAACGUGCCUCUGAAUAGGGGCUUGCCGCCCACAGGGCAUAAACCCAGUAAAAAAGAGGCCAAACUCAUUCAGCAGCGGCUUGAGCGAUUAGCGAGGAUCAACAUUCAUUUGCACGCCCUGUUUGCGGCUGUGGAGCACGGCCACCUCGAAAAAGCCCGCACCAUAUUGGAGUCUACGGACGUUGACGUAAAUAGCGUAAACAAUGACGGCCUGACACCUUUGGACGUUGCAGUGCUGAGCAACAAUAGACCGUUAGUCAAAAUGCUUAUUAGCUUUGGAGCCAAAGAGGGCAAUCAGUUUUCAAGUACAGAAAAACUGGGUUCGCACCUGAAGCAGCUCUUAGGGGAAGCAGAGAUGCGCCUGCAAGAACUUGGUGGCCUCCUAGAGGAACCUUGUGGUGCACCUCUGAAUACUAGAGCUUCGUUUUCCAGCAUUAUUGGAAACGCCUACCCUGCUGCGUCCAUGACAGGGUGUGCUGGUGGCGAUACAGAGAAGCAAGCUGUGGCAUGGGGAAGAAGAGCAAAGACUCUAAAAAGACUCGUACUUGGUUUUACUCAGGCAAGACCUCCCGAUCCGCCAUCCUUAGUAGCUUUGGACAUCACGUCGGCAUCUACGGUCUCUGUUAGACUUCAAGAACCGACAGCAAUGGAUUCUUCAAUUACCACGAAAUUUAAAGUGCAAUGGUCAACGAGAGCAGACUUUUCUAUAAUUACUGGAGAGAAAGAGAUAUUAGAUAUGUCUAAUCCUAAUUGUACAGUAGAACUGACACAGGGUAGAAGAUAUUUUUUUAGGGCGUCUUGUGGUAACUUAAAGGGAUACGGUGCAUUUUUUACCUCCAUUCCUUCUUCUGUUGUCCCAUCAACAUGGAGGAAAGUAGACCAAAAGGAACCAAGAUUCAAUAAUAGGCUAAAGCAACUAGAACAACUCAUGGAUGCGGUGAAGCAAGUGAGACCUGGUAGUGAAAUCCUAGAAAUGCAAGGCCCCCAAAGAAGAACGCAGAGGAAGAAAACUACCAUUAAACAAUUAUUUACGGCUGCUAGUAAAUUCCAGAAGAAUUUAAGAAGGGGCAUUUACCUAGCUUGCAUCUUGUACCACGAAGAUAAGGUAUUAGUAACAAACGAAGACUUCUUGCCUGUGAUAGAAAUAGACGAAACAUUCCCCAGUUGCAUCCAUUCAGAUCUCCAUUGGCUGAUGAAAGUGGCCUGUACGUGGGACGACAUCAAAUUGCUCCGAGCUGAUAUGGAGAAGAACGCUUCGUCGACCAUUCAUUUCCGAACCAAACUUUUGUCAGCUGCCCUCCAAAUGCAAUCGUCGCUGUGUCUCCAAGACCUCGGCCAGCUCUACUACAAACCCCUGAGAGAUUCUCACGGAACGGUAGUGUUAAGUACUAUAAAUUACGUCAAGACUCCUAAAAGUGUGUCUGUGUUAAAUUCGAGGUGGUUACCAAUGAACAAAGUGUUUAAGAAAGUGGUGCUCAGUGAUGAUCACAGUGUUUCUGAAAUACUCAUGGCCAGUAUCCAAGAACAGAUAAAUUACCACCAGGUGUCUAGUUUGAAGUUAAGCAGGGGACUGUACUUGGCUUAUUUGAAAAUGCAAAGUUCCGUGGAUCUCAUUCAAGUAGUGGUGUCUUCAAAGUCGCCUAAUAUGCUGCCCCACUGUAAGAUCAGGGAUAAUCCGCACGUUUCUGCUGAGGAGUGGGAGUACCUGAAACAACAGCACCUUCCAGACGUCUUAGACAACGCAACAGAGCUCCAACGAACCUUCUUAGAGCUGGUUACCAGCGCUGCAAAACGCCUUUUUAAUUACAUGGACAUCUGCAACGAAGACGCCAACACCCACCGCUUAUACGACACAGAAGUUAUUGAUCUCACGAACGAAGUCAGUUUUAUAGUGAUAUGUCCUUCCGCCGAAUUCUCUUGUUCCGUGCCAGGCCAGCGGGAAAUACUCUUGCAAAGAGGUGAUUUGCUUAGCUUGCCUAUACAAGUAUUUGAAAUGAUCCAUCUCAACACCUACCAAAAUAGUAUUAUAAGGAAGUACGCUAAACUAAGCUGUUUGUUGGAACUAGACGCUGCUACCGCUAAUCAUUUACAUCGCGAGGCUUUCUCUAACAGUGAAGUUGCUAUUGCGAAAGAAAGACUUAGCAAGCUUCACGAUUUACAAGCAAAGUUAAAUACUAUUUGGAAGAGUGUGAGGUGGUUAAUGGAUGUCAUCACCUUUGCCAGGGAUAGAAUCACUAACGGAUUAACCAUGAGGUACAUAUUAGAAAAAGAAAUAGGUGUUUGCACGAGUCCUAAGAGAAGUUUGCUGCAGAUCCCUCAGAGGGACGCUAAGAUGAAGAGUACACCUGGCAGAGGUUCUUGGCCUGGACCUGGUGGUUCCAACAGCAUAACAGCAGGAGGUAACCUCAUCAAUGAGUUCAGCAAAAGUGAGCAACAUUUGAGUACCAACGAAACGUCCACGCAAUAUCUCAGUGCUUGCAGUGAUAACGAUUCCAGGAAAAACAGUGACAGUUAUAACAGUGAUUUUUUUAACACACAUUUACCCCCAUCGAGAAGUGAAGAUACUCUCUUUGGCAUACCUACAACUUCCAAUACUCAGCGCUGUAGGGCAACUACUAUAUCAAGUGUUUCUGCUACAACUAGUCCUUUGCUAAGUGUAAGACCUCUACCUUAUGGAGGAAGUUUGGUUAGUGUUAAUACUAUGAAUACUGGUACUUCGGAUAGCAUGCACAGUUUAAGUUCAGACAGCGAUUCAAAUCCUCAGCCAAUGGGGUCUUCUACUCCAAAUAAAAUCAAAUCAAAACCUAGGAUGGCUCCUUCCAAAAGUAUGACAAAUGUUAAACAGCACCUACUUGAUAUUAAUACAAAGACAGACAGACAAAGACCGAAGCAUUUAAAUGUAAACCCUCACUUUUUACAUUCCAAUCUAGAAUCAAGCUUGUCUAAGAGUUUAACCAACAUAAAAACCUUUACUGAUUUCGAUGUAGGCCCAACUACUUACUUGAAGCCUUUGGAUGCUGCUAGAAGAUCGGAACAUACAGAUAAUCUCUUCAAAUUGCCAUUACCUGAUGUGCAACUCCAAUCAACUUCCAAGGAGCAGCAGAGUGGAAUUCUCCAGGUGUUUGCUGCAUAUGAAACAGGUUUGGCAAGUGGCACUAGCUUGAAACUUCAUGUGACUCCAAGAACUACUGCAAGGGAAGUUGUUGACUUGGUUGUCAAGCAACUGAAUAUGGCAGUAGUUCUUAAAGGCAAAGAAGGACCUAUAUACAACGCAGAUAAACUGAAGAAUUUCUGCCUUGUAGCUGUUAUAGGGGCCAGAGAAAGAUGUUUAAGAGACGAUUUUAAGCCGCUGCAACUUCAGAAUCCUUGGAAGAAAGGGAGGUUGUAUGUUAGACAAAAGCACGACGUUCUGGCGGCGCUUGAACACAGUAGUAAACACAGUGCGAUUAUUUGAAAAGAGACUGAAAGUUUAAUAUAAACAAAACAAAAACGUUUAUAUUAAACUGGACAUUGUUUUUAUUUGGUGACACAGAAAACAUUCCAAAUUCACCGCCAAAGUGGACUUAGCGCUGGUCCUCGUGGUAUACCGUUUUGAUAUUCCCUAACAAUAGCUUUGUAGAAUGUUUUUUCAUGUGUCAGCUAAUGAUUAAGCAAUUAUUUGAAUUUAGUCAAAUUGAAAUGGUGCUAGUUGAUUGAUAUGUCUUAUGAUUAUCUUUACUCUUAAAUAAGUAAGUGUUGCCUGGAAUAUGGAAGCCCCAAUGUAAAAAUUGUAAAUAUAACUGGCAACAGAUGAUUCGAAUCCAAACAUCUCUAAUGCCUGCUGUUUAAUGGUUUCAUUUGUAGUCAUUAGGGAUUUUAAUGCUGUGAUGAUAUUAUUUAAAAUGUGUAUAGGACCACGAUUAAAAAAUUAAAAUUAUUAUUGACUGAAGAUGUAUAGUAUAAUAAUACUUUUGCCAUCCACACAUACUCAGUGACAUAUGAAAUUUUUUUGACGCUUUUAUAAAUGGUAGGCUGUUCGAACUAACUUUAAACUAUUGACAGGGUGUGCAAGAUGUACAAGAAUAACAGGAAUAUAUUUACAUUUAAUUGUAAAAGCUGUUUUUUAUAUUUUUAAAACAAAAUGAUACUAAAAGACAAAUUGACCAGAUGUUUCAUAUCUAAUUUGUACCUCUCUUGCAAGAAUUUCGUAGUUUUUAUCUCAUUUUAAUGAAUUGGAUGUCAGUAAAGUUAUAAAACAUAAAAAACAUUAUUAAUCAAAAGUAUACUCAGGAACACUCUACAGCGUGAAUUAUAAAUUGGACUGAAAUCAGGACAGGAAACAUGUCAUUUAAAAUUUUAGAUUUAAUCAUUGCGACAUCUCUAUUCAUAUCCAAUUCUUUGAAGUCUUUAAUAAUUUUAACUAUAUUGCUGCUUUAUUAUCUAAAGCAUUUGCUCAUUUUGAUUACUGUUAGGAUAAAAACACCAAAGCAAAGUAUAAAAGAUUAUCCAUAAAAAUAAAAUUCUCUUAUUAUAAAUGUUAGAUAUUAUUAGAUAAAAUGUUGAAACAAUACUUAUAUUCUAUACAAUUCUGCUUGUUAAAAAAAUGUCCCAAAAUGUAUUAGAAAAUCAUAUCAUAGGAUUUACGUGUUCAACAUA